Ananas comosus (pineapple) is the source of this 923-nucleotide messenger RNA. RefSeq names its product ubiquitin-like-conjugating enzyme ATG10. The coding region runs from base 77 to 733 and encodes 218 amino acids. Gene Ontology annotation, molecular function: Atg12 transferase activity. Gene Ontology annotation, biological process: protein modification by small protein conjugation; macroautophagy; protein lipidation. Gene Ontology annotation, cellular component: intracellular anatomical structure. The transcript is spliced from 7 exons. Lineage: Eukaryota; Viridiplantae; Streptophyta; Magnoliopsida; Poales; Bromeliaceae. The record is from RefSeq and is a predicted model, not a curated record.
CCUUCUUCUUCCUCCUCUCUCUCUCUCUCUCUCUCUCUCUCUCUCUCUCUUAGAUGCUUCAAAUUCCGUAGACAAGAUGGGAAGCUCUUGCUUAUGGAAUGGAACUCUAUCACCAGAUGAGUUCAACACUGCCGCAACAGCUCUUGCUAAGAGGUGGAAGGAGACUGAUUCUACUCUUCCUGAGUGGAUUUGGAUACCUUGUCAAAGAAUGGGUGUUUCAUCAUCUAAUGUGGAGGGAUACUUGGCCCUCGAGAAGGUUUAUCGUCACCGUGGCAGCGAGGAGGAUAAAGCUGAUGACAAUUGUUCCGUGGAUGAGGAGCUGGUCGACGAUGAUGCCACCUUGGUCUGUGGCAACAAUGAUGAUUUGCAUGCCUACGACUUCCAUAUUGUUUACAGUUAUUCUUACAGGGUUCCUAUUUUAUAUUUUCGUGGCUAUCGAUCUGAUGGCCAUCCGUUGAGCUUGGAUGAGAUUGUGAUGGAUCUUCCUCCUCAUUCAUCCAAUACACUAAAGGAAUCUAAAUGGACAUUCCUAACUCAGGAGGAGCAUCCUUACUUGAAUAGGCCAUGGUACAUGUUACACCCCUGCGGAAUAAGUGAUUGGAUGAAGUUGCUUCUUGUGGAUGGUGUGUCGAAUGAGGGCAGUAAAACACCGCAAUAUUUACCUGCAUGGUUAUCUGUCAUUGGUCAGGCAGUUGGAUUAAGAAUUCCCCUUGAACUGCACCAAAAGCCCUAGAAUUGCAUUUUCCUUCGUAAUUUUCGUUAUUUCAACUGUAAAUCAACUGUAAGUCAUAGCUAUUGUCAGGCCAUUUUUUCAAAGGUUUCGGUCUAUCGAUUUUAUGUAUUAUUUAACAAUCGUAGCAAUUUACAUUUUAUGUACUUAUGGCCAGUGACUUUUUUGUUCAAUUUUCAUGGGUGUUUAUUUA